GCCCAUUCCGCAUCCACCGCAUCCACCGCCUCGCUCCUCGCUGGUAUCGGAUCGACGGGCGGAUUUCAUCCGCAUCCGAUUCCAUCGCCAGCGAGCAUCCGAUUCCCGCGGCCGUGAUCCCGCUGCGCCGGGCUCCGUUUCAAAUCCGAGCCUGCCCCGCGUUGCUCCAGGGAAACGCAGGCGGCGCCGUUCUCAGCCCAGUAUUUGAAGCUGCCCUUCGCCGCGGCUUGCUUGGUCGCCAUCUGCCCCCCCCCUACAGCCACCGCUCUCUCCUCCACAACCGUCGUCCGCAGCUUUACCGCAUUGCCAUGGCUCCCAUCGAGGUCAACCACCGCAUCCCCUCUGCCACCUUUGGCCACUCUGGCAACCCCGAGGAAGUCGGUGCCUGUGCUCGCCCCAGCACCAUCUCGUCUGACGAGCUUUUCAACAACAAGAAGGUCGUCAUCUUUGCCGUUCCCUUUGCCUACAGUCCUGGAUGCCAGGGCACCCAUGUUCCGGGCUUCCUGGAGCACUAUGAUCAAAUCAAGGCCAAGGGCGUCGACACCGUCGCCUGCGUGAGCACCGACUCGGUCUGGGUCAUGGAUGCCUGGGGCAAGGCCCUUGGUGUUGGCUCCAAGAUUCUGAUGCUCUCGGACGCCCACGCCGAGUUCUUUGACAAGCUUGGCCUGACCGUCGACUCGACCGCCAGCCCUCGCGCCGGAUUCUACCUCAAGCGCCCCGAGCGCUUCGCCCUCAUCGUCGACAACGGCACUGUCAAGUACGUCGGCGUCGAUGCCAGAGAUAUCCAGCGCUCGGCCGCCGCUACUGUCCUGGCCAACCUCUAGGCUCAAUGUGUUGAGAAUAUAUUGACGACUGCUCUUGAAAUACGCUGGUCUUGGGAUACGGUUGUCUUGGCUUGAGCCGCGUCCACGGCCGAUGGAUUGUACCAUUUCCCAGCGAGUGCGAUCUAGCAUCCGUGAUCAUCUGCUCCGCAUUCCAUACCGCACACAAACUAUCCAACUGCCUCGCCUGAGAGAUGCGGCUCUCAGCAAGUGGCGAAUUAUGGAUGCAUCUGUAUUCCCAUCCAAAAAAAAGAGCCAUAAACACGGGA
Molecule: messenger RNA, 1090 nt
Organism: Polychytrium aggregatum
Lineage: Eukaryota; Fungi; Chytridiomycota; Chytridiomycetes; Polychytriales
Product: thioredoxin-like protein
Exons: 4
Coding region: 309-824 (171 amino acids)
Biological process (GO): cellular response to oxidative stress; hydrogen peroxide catabolic process; cell redox homeostasis
Cellular component (GO): mitochondrion; cytoplasm; peroxisome
Molecular function (GO): thioredoxin peroxidase activity
Source: RefSeq, a predicted model, not a curated record